AUGCUUCCGAUGAAUUCACUGAAGCCUGCGAAAUCGUCACAGUGUGUACUAGAAGAUAUGGUGCCAGCGGUCAUUGGAAAAUACUCAAGAGGCAUGUUAUUAGGCGAAACUGAACUUGGCUUGUUAUAUAGUGGAUAUAAUACUUCGACAAAGGAAAUUGUGUCAAUCAUCUUAGUGACUGAUCAGAUGUAUAACGGAGGUGAUGACUACUUGUUGAAAACAGUUGAAUACCUCUACGACAAAGACGUGAAAGGGAUCAUUCAGUACCGAGACGUCGUACAAGUCGAGGGAGGGUUCACGUUCAUCAUCAUAGACUUCUAUGCUCUUGGACAACUUUCGGACUACGUCAACAUGUUUGUGCUCUUCCCGGAACAUAUAGUGAAGAUCAUCGCAAUGCAAUUUGUGAACACGCUGGAGGCGCUUUCAAAUGCUCAUGUCAUAUAUGACAAACUCUCUCUGAUUAACACCUUUAUUAAUUCCAAAGGAGUAUUGCAAUUAAUCGGAUUACUCCCUCCCUCUGUGAGAAAGUCGCAGAUCUGCACACCAAAGAAAUUUGUGCAGCAGAAUAGAAAAUCGUUGAUUAACUCUCCGACGACCAGUAGAGACUCGUGGAACUUAGGAAUUGCAUUGAUCGAGUUACUCACUGGGAGAGUUUUCUGUGGGACGGAGAGCUGCGCGCAAGAUGUAAUCAAAGAGACUGAUUUUCCACAAGAGGUUUCUGAUGAAUGCAAACAGUUUUUGAUGUGUUGUAUGGAUGAAGUGCCCAUGGGGAAAGUGAGUUUUGAUACACUAAAGAAUCAUCCAUGGCUUGAAGAUGUGUCGGAACUCCACUCGGAAAUAUUAAUGUUUUUAUCGGAGUUUCUUGAGAAGACUCCACCUUAUGAUAACUAUAAGAUCGACCCAGAAGCUAUGAAACCCGGAGUAUCUUUUGUGAAUGUGUGUCCUUCAAUGAAACUUGUAACGGAUGACGAAAUUAAAGAUUACGAAACGAUUUCGGACUUGUCGUUGACAUACGUCAUUUUGAAUAAAAUAGUCGAGGAUGUUUGCACAUCAGAGACGUUUGAAGAGGACCAAAAAGAAGAUUUGACGUGCUUGGUCGAAGAGAUACAGAAGAGUCUCCAAUCGACCGAACUCAAAGUGGACAAAAAACCCUCGGAGAUCUCGAUGAGUAACUUUUCAAGUACAUUAGAAAAUCAGGCGAAGCGUAUAUCCGUCAUUCAAGAGCAAGUCCAAAAUUAUGCGGAGCGAAAUAAAGUUGCUGUUCAAGAGAUUGAGAAGAUCCAAGCGUUUUUGAUGGGGACGAAGAGUGGAGUGGAGUUACUAGCAAAUGCAUUAUAUGGUCGGAUAGGCCCCGACCGUCUUAAAGGUGAGAAAGAAGGCGUUUUGUGUUAUUUACAUCAAAAAGAUGACAAAAGCGACAAGAAGAAAGGGAAGAGUGUUACUGAAAAGAUAUCAGAGAAGAAUUGGAAGAAAGUCUUUGUGAUUCUGAAACACACAUUUCUCUUUGUCUUUAAGUCGGCAGAGGACCCAACGUUGAUCGACGUCUUCCUCUUCCAACAAGGUCACGCCAAACCACUUCAAGACAAAUUUGAACGGAAAUUCACAUUUGGUGUGGAGAGUCAUAUUUUUGCUGCGAAUGACGACGGAGGCAUGAACGAGUGGACAAAAGCUCUCAACAACGCGACAAACUGGUAUGCCAUUUGA
Molecule: messenger RNA, 1704 nt
Organism: Entamoeba invadens IP1
Lineage: Eukaryota; Evosea; Mastigamoebida; Endamoebidae
Exons: 1
Coding region: 1-1704 (567 amino acids)
Biological process (GO): peptidyl-serine phosphorylation; autophagy; protein autophosphorylation
Cellular component (GO): cytoplasm; autophagosome
Molecular function (GO): protein serine/threonine kinase activity; ATP binding
Source: RefSeq, a predicted model, not a curated record